Messenger RNA from Protopterus annectens (West African lungfish), 4249 nucleotides. Its product is annotated as WD repeat-containing protein 49-like. The transcript has 30 exons. Lineage: Eukaryota; Metazoa; Chordata; Ceratodontiformes; Protopteridae. Gene Ontology annotation, molecular function: protein binding. The coding region runs from base 214 to 3462 and encodes 1082 amino acids. The record is from RefSeq and is a predicted model, not a curated record.
UUGUUGCUGUGAAUUGCGGCGUACCGCAGAUACACCGCAGCACAAAUCUGAAAAUUGCAGGAAAUCGCAACUGGAAACUAUGUGAAAAGGGGCGCAAGUAGUAUUCCGCUUUUCAAAAUUCCGUCGCUCGCCCUUUUUUAUUUUAUUUACUUAUUUUUUUUUUUUAGUGUUGUUUUUACUUUAAAGAUACAAAUCGGAUUUUCGUUAGCUAUCAUGCCUUUGGGGAAGAAGCUGCGACCAAGUUCGGCUACUGCCAAAUUAGAAUCCCAUGCUGUUACAAGUAUUCUGGAUGAGAUACACACUUCAGCAGCUAAAGUCCCAGUACUUCAGAGGGCAAGUACAGCAUUAGGAGGAAGAAGAACAGCAGCACAUCCUUUAGUCAGUAAUGGCAGAAGGGAAUCACAUGACCAGAGCCAUACGUACCCAGAAUGGCUGGAGAAGGAACUUCUGAAAUGGAAACAGAGAAGUUAUUCCAUCGGGCUUGCUGAAAAUAUUGCUGAGAAUGAGAAUGUCCAGUAUCAUGGGGAUCCUACAAGAAGUCUCCGGAAAGGAAAGAUCGAACAGCAUGUUACAUUGGAACAUCUUCAGAAACUUAAAGCAGCAUUUGAGGAGUUUGAAAGCAGAGAGAGAAAGUUCUUGGAUGAACAAAGUUUCAAGCAAAUUGUUAAAAAAUGCCUGGGACUACGUACUGCUAGUGAUGAACAGAUUGGAGAACUUUUUAUGAAAAUUGAUUAUUCUGCAAAAGGGGCCGUUCAGUGGGAUGCGUUUUGCACCUAUAUGCAGUUGGAAUACACAGAGAAGGAAGAAUCAUCUGCACGGUUGAAGGAAGUUGCAUUUACUUUACCUGCAACAAUUAAAGAAAUUUCCCAUGGUGAGCCAGUCCUACGCAUCUGUUCUACACCUGACAACAAUUUCAUAAUUGUCCGAGAGGAUGGUACCAUCUAUUUUUAUACAUCAGAGCUAAAACUGAAAUGGUGCCGUGCAGUUUUUGAAAAAACAGUUAACAGGAAGCCAAAAUGGAUUACAGAUUACACCAUCAUGACACACUACAACAAGUUCAUCCUGGGUACUGGCGAUCGUGAAAUACAGCUUUAUGAGCUCUCUACUUUUGAACCAUACUGUCAGAUCAGUGGCCUUGAAACAGUACCUCUCCGAUUGGAUUACUGCUUAACAGGCCCUGACGAGUGUAUGAUUCUGUAUGGUGAUGAUAAGGGUUGUGUAAAUAUUCUCCAGCUGACCUCUGUGGGUGAAACACUAAGAACCUGGAAAAAACUUCCAAAAGCUGAAAACCUACCAAACAUUGGAAUCGAAAAUGCUGCGCUUUCUCCCAAUGUAACUUAUGUCCGAUGGAAAGUACAUGAAGACUGGGUUACACAGCUAAAAUAUUAUGAUUCCAUAACAGCUGUAAUUUCUUCUUCAAAUCAUGAACCAACUGGGCUAGUGAUAGGCUGUACAGUUGGUGGCACUAACAUUGAGCAACAGCUGAAAGAAGUGAAGGACUCUGGGAAAGAGGGAAAGGGAAGAAGAGGUCUAGGAGCACCUGGACUGCCACAGAAACGGUCUGAAGAUGACCAGACAGUGUUUCGGGUCUACAAAGGAGUCAAAACAUUCUCAUUCUGUAAAACAAACAACCUUUUAGUAACAGGUGGAAUGGAUAGAACCAUUCGAAUGUGGAAUCCCUAUGUUCCUGGAAAACCAACUGGAUUGCUGAGGGGGCAUACUGCACCUGUAGUUUUCCUGCAGAUUGUUAUGGAAGACAAGAGAAUUUUUUCUGUCUCUACAGACAGCAAUGUUAAGAUCUGGGACAUUCAAGACCAGACUUGUUUGUUUACAGCCAAUCCAAAAGCUAGCAGGAUUAGAGGAGACAUCACAGCGUGCCAUUAUGCGCCAGGUGUCAAAGCACUUUGCAUUGCAACAGAUUCCAUUGCUCUCCUGUCACUAAAGAUAAAGCCUCAGCCUCAGUCAGAUCAGCUGGUUUCCCACAAAGAGCCUGUUCUGUGUUGUGGGUUCAACAAGGCAUUCAGACAAGUAGUCAGCUGCACAGAAGGAUCGGCUAUCAAAGUGUGGGACCUUGAAAGUGGAAAACAAGUAUUUGAGUUUGGUGGUGCCCAUGGAGAUUCCGCCAUAACCUGUAUGACCUUUGACACAAGUGGCAGAAGGUUAGUGACAGGUGGAAGAGAUGGGUGCUUGAAGAUCUGGAACUAUAAUAAUGGGCAUUGUCUGCGCAUCUUACGACCAGUGGACUCAAGUGAAGAGGUCUGCGACUGUACCUAUGUAGAGAUGAACAAAAACAGGUACAUCAUGUCAGUUGGCUGGGACAGAAGAAUAAAUAUUUAUUCUGAUUCUGUAAAUGAUUUAUAUCACAUUCAAGGACCUCAGCCUUACUGGCAGGAUGACUUGAAACGUGGACACAAGGAAGAUAUUUUGUGCAUUUCCCAGUGCCCGCCAACCCUCCUUGCCACUUCCAGUUAUGACGGGGAAAUCAUUGUUUGGAACAUGGUGUCUGGUCAUAUCUACUGCCGGCUUCAUACUCCGACUUCCACAGAAUGCAGAAGUACAAAAUCUGCAGAAAAGAAUGUCAAUAAAGUUGUAUUUUUGAAGACUCGUGCCCUUAAACUGCAGUCAGCAGCUUCUCUUGUCUCCUGUGGACCCCAGGGUUCUGUCAACUUUUGGAACUUGUUUAACGGAGGGCGCCUUUUUGCAACUUUGAAAGAGUCUAGAGUGAAGUUUGGGAUAAGCACUCUUACUGUAAACAAAGAUGACACAUCCCUUUAUGUAGCAGACCAUGCAGGGUUUGUGUAUGUUUAUAACAUAAGCAGUUAUUCCCUUCAUGGUCCUGAAGUGGAGUCACCAAAAAAUACUAACCACUGGAGGGCACACUUAAGUACAGUCACAAGUCUGAAACUGAUAGAAGAAGACAGAGUACUGCUUACCUCUUCAACUGACUGCACUGUCCGCCUUUGGAGUAUGGAUGGAGAAUUUAUAGGAACCUUUGGACAGCCAGAGCCUUGGGCACUAUUCACGUCAGCAUCAUGGAAGCACCCGAUGAUCCCAUAUGAGAUUUUAAUCGAUCCGUUAAGCAUGCCUGUGCAUCCACUGCUUGAACAUGAUGAAUCCGACAUGCAGAUUUCUAAUCCAACCCAACAUGAAGAAAACAAUAAAAAAUCCAGUACUAAGCCUGAACUAAAUAUUUCACAGCGAUUGUCUCAGUUGAAUACUACGGAUGAUGACAUCAAACAAGAAAUUGAAAGCCACACUUACCCCCAAAUUCUGGGAAAAAGGUUGCAGCAUGAGAGAUUCAGGAACUUAAAUAAGCCACUCAACCAUGGAGGCCCAAAUGCCUAUCACACUCUAAAGUAUUAUGACCUUGUUAAUCCUCCAUUUGUUUGUGAGAAACCAGAUCUGUCUGCAGCUGGCACUGACCCUUUUAUUCAUUAUCAUGAAGACAACGAUUCAGUGUAACAGGAAAACAAAUAACUUUUCUACAAGUAGAAUAAGCAGUGAGCUUAUUCGUGUCGUUGUAAAUCUUCAGGUUUCGGGUUGUAAUCUAAUUGUAAUCACUGGAAUGCUGUUGUCCACGCAUGACCAAAUGAAGAAAAAAAAAUGACUCUUCAGUUGCAAUCAAGUCACAAUUUUUUUUCAGAGUCAAGCUUUAUUUUAAGCAGCAGAUGGAAUGAGGUAUGCUGAGUUGCAGCACUUUUACAUAUACAGUUCAGAAAUACGUACAGCAUAUAAUACAAAAUGCUGGUACAGUACAAAAGUAUAAAUCAUAAAAAAUAUGAAGCAUAGAAACUUACUUUGCUCAGCCCCUCCUAACAACUAGCUGUAGUGUGUCUGUCUUUUCCUUAGCCUAUAUACUCAUAGGACAGCAGAGGUGGCAGGAAUGCCUACCGUCAUGUAGAGCAGUGGCGACAUUUUUUCAUGAUUGUCAUUAUACUUUGACAAACAGUAGUACCUGAAUACUUGUAAGAAUACGCUUCUGCAUGCACAACCUAUUGUGGUUGGUCUUGUGUACUGCAACUGAGCAUGCAUCUUCCUCCCAGCUUUUCCCUUCCCCCAAAAGAGUGAUAGGCACACCUCCAGCAGUGUUCCUCUCCUGUCCACUCAGCCCCCUAACAUCCAGGGUUAGAUCCCAAAGGUGUGUAGCAGUGAUACAGAGAUCUUCCACCAAGAAACAGUUGCUGCCCUCGAGCUUGCAAAAGAACGCCCCUCCAAAUAUAGAUGAGUAAUGAUGGGGACCAUGCACUAG